This is a messenger RNA of Oncorhynchus kisutch (coho salmon), 5199 nucleotides long. RefSeq names its product von Willebrand factor A domain-containing protein 1. NCBI's taxonomy places the organism in Eukaryota, Metazoa, Chordata, Actinopteri, Salmoniformes, Salmonidae. Gene Ontology annotation, molecular function: protein binding. The transcript is spliced from 5 exons. The coding region runs from base 466 to 2040 and encodes 524 amino acids. The record is from RefSeq and is a predicted model, not a curated record.
AGGGAAAGAGAAGGGGCAGUAGAGGACCAAAAUAUAUUGGAGGGUGAAACAGUAGCAGAGCCGAGGAGGAGAUGAAAUCGAAGAAGCACUUCCUUAUCAGUUGAUCUUGUGGAGAGGGGGGUAAAUUCGUGCUGUGGUAGUGGGAGUGUCGCGCCUUCUAAUACGUUUUAAAUUAGGUAGUGUGGAUAACGCGGUCUCCGCUGUCUGUGUGUGCGCACGCGAGUGCCCUUGUGUGUGUGUGUGUGUGUGUGUGUGUGGAGGGGGGGGGGGGUAGUAGUUCGUAAUGACUUUUCAGCCUUGAUACAAUUAGGCUGUACAACUAAAGACGGACUGAUCCCUUGGCGCAUGAGAAGCUCGAGGGAAUGUGAAAGGGAAGGACAACAAUGCCAUGGACAGUGACAUGGGGAGAUCCCGUUGAGGGUGCACUUGUUUGGUCAAUUUCAUCAUAACGUAUUUAUCCAAUUUAUGAUGGGGUGGUUUGGAUUUUCCUGUUUGCUGUUCGGUGUGUUACUCCGGCCAAGCAACACACAAAACGUUGUGCCUGACGCAGCUCUGAACUGUUGUGAAGGGGACAUCCUGCUCCUGUUGGAUUCUUCAGGAAGUGUGUCAUCCUAUGAGUUCUCUCGCCUGCUGCGCUUCCUGUCUGAGCUGCUCCUCCCCUUCUCACUUGGGCAGGGCCAGGUAAGGGUGGGGUUGCUGCAGGUGGGCACUGAGCCACACCUGGAGUUUGGUCUGGACGCCCACAGCACCCAGCCUGGCCUACAGGGGGCACUGCAGAGGACCAGGCAGCUCCAGGGGGACACCAACACUGAGGCUGCCCUCAUACUGGCACAGGGGCUGCUAGCCAGGACUGGAGCUGGGGAUGAAACAAAGCUCCCUAAGGUGCUGGUGUGGCUAACGGAUGGGGUAGAGCCGGGCGUGGUGGAUGUACCAAUGGCAGAGCUGAGAACGGCGGGCGUGUCCGUGCUGGCUGUCUCUACAGGACACGGGAACUACCAGGUGCUGCGGAGGGUGGUGACCGCACCCAUCGAGUCCCACCUGUACUUUGUGGACAUCGAUGACAUCAGCAUCAUCACAGAGGACCUGAGGGAGGUCAUCAUUGAGCUGAUCUGUGCCAAGGGCCUGCGGGUGGUAGAGGUGUCCUCCCACAGUGCCGUGCUGCAGUGGCGUCCUGUCCUCAGCGCCAACACAGGCUUCUAUGAGGUCCACUAUAAUUCUAUGCUGCCAGGUGGCGGGGAGGGUCAGCCUAGUGGCGGGGCCAGCAGCGGGGUGCAGUACCACAGACGGACCCUCCCUGGGGAUGCCAGCUGGAUAAAGCUGAGUGGGCUGCAACCAGACACCAGCUACACUGCCUCCCUCACCCCAAAGUCCAACCAGGACUACCUCAACACCCUCAGUGCCAACUUCACCACACUGCCCGAGGUGUUGAGCCCAGCAGUGGUCACGGUGUCAGACUCAGGUCCUGACAGGGUGCGAGUGAGCUGGGGUCCUCUGCAGCCUGAGCAGGUCCAGAGGUACCAGAUAGAGUAUGGCGCUCUACCCAGUGGACAGGUCCACAUGGUUAUGCUACACGGACAUCAAAAUACCACUCUGCUCACUGGUCUAGAGCAAGAGACACAAUACCUGGUCACCAUCAGCGCCCUGUACUCCACUGGCAAAGAGAAGGCUUUGUCUGUCAAGGCCUGCACUCAGGAGGUGCUGCCUGCCCUGGCUGACCUCCAGCUGACCCCAGUGGGGCGAGAUGAGGUGCAGGUCCGGUGGCGAGGCCAUGAAGAGGGUCUGAGGGGGUACUGGCUCAGCUGGGAGAUGGGUGAGACAGAGAUCCCCUCCCGCCCUGCGUCCUCUUCCCUAUACCUGCUCCCUGGCUCCUUGUCCACGCUGCUCACACACCUGGCCCCCAGCAGCCGAGUGUGUGUGUCCCCUGUCUACCGCACGGCCCUGGGAGAGGGGCUCUGCUGCACCACACACACACAAACUGGUCUGACACUACGCACACAGACACACACACACACAGGUCUCCCAGCCUUAUAUUGGACUUGAACGAUUUAUUGAAUCGGCACAUUAUAGUCAUUGUAAUUUUAAGGUAGUAGUCGUCUUCGUAUGUCUAACUGCACUCUUGUGCAACAGGAAAGUAAUAACCCCUUUUUCUCUCUCUCCCUCUCUCUCACUUUGAUAGAGCAGUAUUUUGCGGUUAUCAAUGAGAUUUGCCUGCAGUCAGAGAGCUGAAGUGGAGGAAAUGUUUGAAAUUUGAUAUGCUUCAUUGCCACAUCAAUGCUGUGGUACAAUGGAGUCACAUCUCUAUGUUGCUUCAAACCACUUGAUUAUCCAGUAUUCACACCCCUUGACUUUUUCCACAUUUUGUUGUGUUACAGCCCAAAAUUAAAUGGAUUAAAUUUAGAUUUUUUGGUCACUGGCCUACAUACAAUACCACAUAAUGUUUUUCAACAUUUGUACAAAUAAUUUAAAAUGAAAAGCUGAAAUGUCUUGAGUCAAUAAGUACUACAAAGAUACAGGCGUCCUUCCUAACCAUUUGCCCGAGAGGAAGGAAACCGCUCAGGGAUUUCACCAUUAGGCCAAUGGUGACUUUAAAACAGUUACAGAGUUUAAGGACUGUGAGGAGACAACUGAGGAUGACUCAACAACAUUGUAGUUACUCCACAAUACUAACCUAAUUGAAAGAGUGAAAAGAAGGAAGCCUGUACAGAAUAAAACAUUUUCCAUAACAUGCAUCCUGUUUGCAAUAAGGCAUUAAAGUAAUACUGCAAGCAACUACAUUUUUGUCUGAAGACAAAGUGUUUUGUUUGCGGCAAAUCUAAUACAACACACUACUGACUACCACGCUCCAUAUUUUCAAGCAUAAUUGUGGUGGCUGCAUCAUGUUAUGGGUAUGCUUGUAAUCGUUAAGGACUGGGGGAUUUUUCAGGAUAAAAAAUAAACGUAAUGGAGCUAAGCACAGGCAGAAUCCUUUGUCAGUCUGCUUUCCACUGGACACAGUGAGAGGAAUUCACCUUUCAGCAGGACAAUAACCUAAAACACAAAUCCAAAUCUACACUGGAGUUGCUUACCAAGAAGACAGUGAAUGGCUGAGUUACAGUUUUGACUUAAAUCUAUUUGAAAAUCUAUGGCAAGACCUGAAAAUGGUUGCCUAGCAAUGAUUAAGAACCAAUUUAACAAAGCAUGAAAACAUUUAAAAAUAAUAUUUUUGUAUUUCAUUUUCGAAAAUGUCUAAAAAGAUGUUUUCACUUUGUUAUUAUGGGGCAUUGCAUGUACACAAUGCAUUUAAGCCAUUUAGAAUUCAAGCUGUAACACAACAAAAUGUGUAAUAAGUAGAGGUAUGAAUACUUUCUGAAGGCCAUGUAAGUGGAUUAUGUUGUCAUUUCAUAAGGAAGAGAGGUCCUGGGUCAUCUGGGUCAAGAUAAAGAAGUGCAGCUUCAGCAUAGAGCUGUUGUGAUCCAAAUGGAUGGAUUCCAUUUCUCUGACUCCAAUGAGAAGGAUUGCCACUGAUGGGGGAUAGGUGGAUGAGGAUGAAGAGAAAGAAGGGUGGAUAGAGAGGAACAAAGAAGACAUAGAACCUAACUUUCUUGAAUAACCGUAUCUUCUCUCCCAUCAUCCAUGUGGGCAUGCUCUAACACAUAGGCAUUUUAACUAUUUCUGAUAAAAAAAUAUAACUAUAUUCACUUCAUAAAAUCAAAAUGUACUUGUAUGCUUUCUCACAUAUUGUUUAUAUUCAGUUUUGAGUUUAGCUUCCAAUAAUAGGCUGCAGUCAACAUAUGAACCCAUCAGCCUGGCUUUUGUGAACUUGCUUGUGAAGAUCGCCAUCUAGUGGGACACAUCUUUUACCACAGGCUGUGACAAUCAGGCCUAUGUUCAACUUUUUCAACUCUUUCUCUGCUGCACAGUACACUCCUAAGUGUGAAUAUAAUGCAAAAAACGAAGUCCAUUUUCCAAUUGAACCGCAAUGCAUUGGUCUCAUAUAGAGGGUAGAUAAAUUGCAAUAUCUGAAAACAGGAAAACAUUUCCUCUCACGUCUCAUCUUCUGGGUCGUUCCAUGUCAUUUCAGCAAGCCAUGACACAAACCAUCUCAGAUUGUUCCGAAAUAGUUUCUGUAUUAAAAAGAUACAGAUUAGAUAAGCAUUCCAGCAACAAUAUUUUGUUGAAAUAUAAUUUGAGCUCUGAGAAAUUAAACUAAUUGAUUGCAUCCAAAUUGGCCAUUUAAAUGUAUAGGAUCCAUAUAAUAUUUAAUAAAUAUAGUACCUAACAUCCAAAACUUUUUUUUAACAAUGAGUAAAACACGAGGAAUCCAAAUAUAUGCUCAAAAGUCACCCACAGACUCCCCACACCCCACGACAAUCCAGAGAAGGCUGGUGGAAGGAGCCAUAGGAGCACGGACUCAUUGUAAUGGCCGGGAUGGAAUCAAUGGAACGGAGUCCAACCGGUUGUUUCCAUGUGUUUGGUACCAUUCCAUUCCAGCCAUUAUAAUGAGCCCUACCUUCUAUAUCUCCUCCCACCAGCCUCCUCUGCGCCAAUCUCACCUCCAACAACUCUAUGCAGCCUCAAUGUUAAUAAAGGGACAAACUGACGUAUUGGUUUCCUUACCCUGUAAGCAGUUUAUGGACAAGGUAUGACAGCAACCGAUGCUUUGGUUUUGUUUACCGAGCCACUGUUUCUUUUUAGCAUUUGUGGCAUAUAUCCAAUGCAAGUCAACGGUACCUCAACGACUUCAAUUAUUGAUUUCUAUAAACGGGGGACAUCACCAAAUUCACUGAGAAUGCAUUGCAUAGGAUAAAGAAACAAUAAUCCGAGCCGCAGCUCCAUACUACUUUUCAGACAGAACUGAUAAUAUAUACUUGUUUUUGGUGUGGGGGUGUCCGUGGGUUGCUUUUUAGAUUCGUCAUGUGUAUUUCAUUGAUAGUAAACUAUUUGGUGGAAAUCGGAUUUGAAGUACUAUAUUUAUUGAAUAUUAUACGAAUCUUAUACAUUUAAAUGGCCAAUUUGGGUGUAAUCAAUUAGAUGCAUUUCUCAGAGAUCAACUAAAUAAUUUUGCAGGAUUGCUAGUCUAAUCUUUUUCUAUCUACAGAAAUGAUUUAAAUACAAUCUGAGAUGGUGGGUGUCGAAAUACUUUUUCAAGUGGAACGACCCUUGUAUUCUAUGUACUCAAUGUUAAUAUCAUAUGAGGUAAUAAAACGAGUGUAAAUUGCU